Talaromyces rugulosus is the source of this 579-nucleotide messenger RNA. RefSeq lists its product as uncharacterized. Gene Ontology annotation, molecular function: acyltransferase activity, transferring groups other than amino-acyl groups. The record is from RefSeq and is a predicted model, not a curated record. Lineage: Eukaryota; Fungi; Ascomycota; Eurotiomycetes; Eurotiales; Trichocomaceae. The transcript has a single exon. Bases 1 to 579 code for a protein of 192 amino acids.
AUGGCAGCCCCGGCAUUCAAAAUCCGCGCCGCCACCGAGAAUGAUAUCCCCCAAGUGCACACCAUAUACAGCCACUACGUCGCCAACACGGUGCUAACAUUCAUGCAAACCGCGCCACCAUUACAAUCAAUGCUCGACAAGUUCAAGAACAACACCGGCAACACACGCAGUGGACUGCCCUACCUAGUUGCCGUGGACACCGACACCGAAAAGACCGUGCUGGGAUUUGCCUAUCUCUCGCCGUUUCGAGGCACAAUGUUCUCGUAUGGGCCGACAGUCGAGUUGUCUCUUUUCCUGAGUCCGAAGUAUACGCACAAGGGCAUUGGGUCGUAUUUACUGGCUGAAUUGCUGUCGAAGCUGCAAGAUAAUAAACCGCUGCACAGAGCUGUGGAGCAUGCGGGUUACAAAUCCCAUGAAAGUGUCUCUGAUCCAAUGCCCGUUCGGAAUAUCAUUGCAUGCAUGGCGCUCGAUCCAGAAGGUAGAGACCAGGGCGAAGGGCUCAGGAAAUGGUAUGAGCAGCGAGGCUUUGUGGAAAGAGGCAGACUAAAGAGUGUAGGUUUGAAGAAAGGGAAAUGGUAA